This is a messenger RNA of Caenorhabditis briggsae, 243 nucleotides long. The coding region runs from base 1 to 243 and encodes 80 amino acids. The transcript is spliced from 3 exons. Lineage: Eukaryota; Metazoa; Nematoda; Chromadorea; Rhabditida; Rhabditidae. The record is from RefSeq and is a predicted model, not a curated record.
AUGUGCAAACUUUCCUAUAAGAGAUCAUUUGAUUGCUAUUUGGAGACUUUCAAUGCCAUCUGCACAAUUAAUGGGCUUAAAAAUCCAAUGUAUGUCGAGUCAAACGCAGCUUCCGAUUUCCCAAGAGCCAUGAUGAAUCAGGCGAAAACUGUCUGCUUCAUUCGCUCCGGAAUGCAUUUUCAUCGAGUGGGUACCACCAAUGGAUUGGAGAACCAGAGACAAGGAACGCCCAAACUAGACUGA